Molecule: messenger RNA, 1170 nt
Organism: Diaporthe batatas
Lineage: Eukaryota; Fungi; Ascomycota; Sordariomycetes; Diaporthales; Diaporthaceae
Exons: 3
Coding region: 1-1170 (389 amino acids)
Biological process (GO): proteasome-mediated ubiquitin-dependent protein catabolic process; regulation of proteolysis
Cellular component (GO): cytoplasm
Molecular function (GO): ubiquitin protein ligase binding
Source: RefSeq, a predicted model, not a curated record
AUGUCUCGACCCAAUGACGGCGGCAGCCUUGACGACCCCGACAUUCGGCUUUUCGAGAGCGGUAACUUCGCAGAUGCCACCAUCGUCUGUGGCGAUCGGACUUGGAAGGUCCACAAGCUCAUUCUGAGCUCUCGGUGCAAGUGGUUCAAGGCUGCCUUCUACGGGAACAUGGCGGAGGCUGAGUCUGGUACGAUCGUCCUGCAAGAACAGGAGGCCGAGUUCGUCGAGGUCAUGCUUCGCUUCAUCUACGCCAAGGAUCCUGACAUCUUGGCACUGAGAGAUGGAAAAGACAUACCACUGGCAGUCCUCUGUGUGGAGCUUUUCCGACUGGCUGACUUCUUUCUACUCGACAAGCUGGCCGAGGCCGCCAAGUAUGAGCUCGCAGCCCACCUCAGGGUGCACAUGGCUGUACAGGACAAGGACAAGGCAUUGUUCCCCGAUACCCUGAAACAGGUACUGGAGUCGAUCAGAUGUGCUUAUCGAGACGAAAGCACAGAACCUAUUCGACAGGUGCUCCUGAACUUCAUGUUCCUGCGGAAAGAUCGACAUCUUCAGGCUCCCGAGACCAUUGCUUUGCUUGACGAGAUCCCGGAAGUAGGUAGGGAUCUGAUGAAGACCUUCCUCUCCAUCAACCUCACGACCAAUGAGCCCAACGCGAACGAGUUACCGAGAGCCUUACCCGUGGUAGAAGCCGUGUACGCAGACCGUUUAGUCUACGUGGCCGGUGGCCCAAUCCUAAAAUUCAAGCAUGGGAGCAGACCACUCAACUCCCCGUGCGUAUUGAUUCCUCAGUUUGAUACCGUCAAACACCACGAACCCUUGUUCAAAGUCCGUGACGCGGAAACAGCGACAUCGCUUAUCGGCAUGGGGUGGCUCGUGCCCCACACAGGGAGCUUUUUGACGAUCGCGAGAAAUGAGGAUUCCAGCAUUGUGCAGAUCUUCCCUCCGCCUAGAUCACCACUACUAGCCGAGUUCAGUACUUGCAUUCGAUUUCUUUGCCCAGCGGACGCAAAACACUACGUCAGCCGGUACCGCCGCGCCAGGCCUGAAAUCCAAGAGCUGGAGAAGUCGGCUGUCGAACUGGAACAGGAGUUACGCACUGCUCACUACCGGGCUACCAAAGACACACAAGUCGAACAUCGGGGUUCUGCUGUGUUUCCGCGGGAAUGA